AUGUCCGCACCUACCCGGGCAGCCGCGAAGCUCGACUGGACUAAGCUGCCAACACAGCUGUCGCUGCGCGGCAGCACGGCCAGCUCCCUGAACAACUUCAAGAAGCGAAAUGACGAGGCCCGCCGCCGCUUGACGGUUCUCCAGGACCAGCCCACCAGCGUCGACUUCGGCUAUUACCGCUCCGUCCUCAAGAACACUGCUGUGAUCGACGAGAUCGAGCAGUACUUCAAGACCUUUAAGCCCAAGACAUACGACGUUGACAAGCAAGUUCGAUCGAUUGAAGCUUUCGAGCAGGUUGCUAUUAAAAAUGCCGAGGAUACCAAGGGCAAGGUUGAGAUUGAGCUGAAGAGCUUGGACAAGGCGCUCAGCGAUAUCGAGGGUGCUAGAGGGUGGGACGAGAUGACUGUGGAUGAGGUCGCGAAGGCGGCUCCGGAGAUCGACGAGUAUACUGAGAGGCUCGUCAAGAAGGGCAGAUGGAUGCCUCCUGGAUACUUGGACAAGUUCCCCAACCUCACAGUGCUGUAG
Molecule: messenger RNA, 525 nt
Organism: Cyphellophora europaea CBS 101466
Lineage: Eukaryota; Fungi; Ascomycota; Eurotiomycetes; Chaetothyriales; Cyphellophoraceae
Exons: 3
Coding region: 1-525 (174 amino acids)
Biological process (GO): proton motive force-driven ATP synthesis
Molecular function (GO): proton transmembrane transporter activity
Source: RefSeq, a predicted model, not a curated record